AUGUCGUCUGGGCCGGCUGUGCGAAACGGUGCUCGAUUAGAUUGUCAGGGAUGCCGUGAGAAGUGCGCCAAGGUGAUUUUGUCCCAUCUGACGGACGAAGGCGGGAAGGUUGAUAUCAAGCCUAUGGAUGGAGAGGAUAUGGAGCAUGGAGAGAAACAUGAUGCGGAAUCUCACCAGAAUUCUGACCCAGACCCUACGGCCAAAGUAGAUCAGGGUUCUCAAGAGAUGGAAAACCAGGACUCUGAACCUGAUUCUACGACCAAAGUAGACCAGAAUCCUCAAGAGACGGAUGGACAGGACUCUGAACCCGAUUCUACGACCAAAGUAGACCAGAAUUCUCGAGAAACGGAUAGCCAGGACGGUUGGAUCUAUUCGCUAAACGGCCGUCUUCAAAGCUACGGGAGAGAAGUGGAAAGAGAUACUCAAUCCCCAAGUCUGCCAUACACCGAGAACAUAGAACCUCAGACCUUGGCCGAGAAAGAUGGCUCCGCUGAUAUGCCUUCUCCUGCCCCAGAACGGUCCAGAAGCUGCAUCCCGCAGCAACGAAAGACCAACAGCCGACUCCCAGAAGCACUUCCGAAUACGGAAAAUCCGGGAACACCAAGCGACACGAGAACACUGAUCAGCCAAAAGUCAGAUACUGCGUCAGACAAAGAUCGAAAGACGGCUAGAACCACGUCAGCUCUUCCAAUCCUUCGCGCUAUUCCUAAGCCCAAGCCAAUAGACGUUGCAGUGGACAACCAUCACUCAAGUCCCACACUCCGACUAUCUAUACCAAUAGCCCGCAAAUCAUCGGUUGGAAAAGUUCUGCGACUUCCUCAGCCUACUCGGGCGAUGAAAGUCGGCUUGUUGAAGGUACCAAACAGGACUCUUACCUAG
This is a messenger RNA of Clonostachys rhizophaga, 879 nucleotides long. NCBI's taxonomy places the organism in Eukaryota, Fungi, Ascomycota, Sordariomycetes, Hypocreales, Bionectriaceae. The record is from the annotation of a GenBank genome assembly.